UUCAUCAGUUCGUCUCCAUUUAAGCUUCCACGUUAAAUCCCGCGUUUGACAAUGAAAGAGCUUUGAAUGAGGUCACCUCUCUCAUGCACUUCCCAACUUUAAAACAAUUGCUUUCUUUGGAUCCCAUCCCACUUCUGCCAGUGGGGGUUCUCAUUCUUGAAGAAGCUCACGUGAUUCCCGUUAAUAAUGAGUCAAAUCGGUGAAAUCUUGGCUUUGGGCUUGCAGUUGCAGGCAAGCGGAGAGGAAGAAAGAAGAGUCAGAACGGUUCUCGAUUUCUUGAGGGAGAGAAUGGACGGUGUUGAUCGAGUCCAGAGGCGGAAGACUCUCAAGGAGCGGCUUGGAUUCAAGACGAUCGGCUGCUGCGGCGCCACCUUGGGUCUCAGCCCAUUCGCAGUGAGAGUUGGGGACGACGACGAAGCACCGCCGCAGCCUCCAACACCGCCGCUACAGCAGCUGUUAGAAGAUAUUAAUGGUGGUCGGACUCGGCCAGCCAACGGCUGUGUGCCCCAGAUUCCGGCGGCAUCUGCAUCUGGAAUGAAUUUGGCCACGGCGUUAGCCGCCGAGCGGAGCCACCGGGCGGCCCAAGAGUCGGGUGGCAAUAGUGGGCUUGUAAGCCCAGUUCGGCUUACAAAUGAACGGCCCAGUAACGGCACUGCGGGAACCGCUCUGGUGACGCCGUCGAGAGUAUCGUUGAUGAGACUGAUGGUUGAGACGGACGGUGGAGCUGGACAGAGUGGAGCGGCGGAGAGAGAAAAUGAUUCUGUGUGCUGCGUGUGCAUGGGGAGAAAAAAAGGCGCGGCGUUCAUACCAUGUGGGCACACAUAUUGUAGGGUGUGUACGAGGGAGCUUUGGCUGAAUCGAGGAUCUUGCCCACUCUGCAACCGUCAAGUCCUUGAGAUUCUCGAUAUAUAUUAGAAGAUCAGAACUUUCCUGGGUGGCUUUGAUCGGACGGUGGAGGGCAUUGUGGUGGACUUGUGGUGCCAUGCACCCUAAAGUCCAGAAAAAAUAAAAAAUAAAAUAGAUGGAGCCCUCUUGAGCUGUAAUAUGAAUACAAAGAAUAUUUCUCACGUUCCAACAAUUACACUGAUUAUUCGGAUUGUUCUAAAGUU
Diospyros lotus (date-plum) is the source of this 1109-nucleotide messenger RNA. RefSeq names its product putative E3 ubiquitin-protein ligase XBAT35. Lineage: Eukaryota; Viridiplantae; Streptophyta; Magnoliopsida; Ericales; Ebenaceae. The transcript is spliced from 2 exons. The record is from RefSeq and is a predicted model, not a curated record. Bases 187 to 915 code for a protein of 242 amino acids.